CUUCUUGUUAAACUCUACCUAUUGGUGGGAAUACAAACUCGCUCCCUUGAAGUCGCUCGGCGGAGUGAUGUUGUUUCGAGUUCUUGUGUGCUUGGUUUUGAUUUCUAGAAGCUUGUCGGUGGAUUUUAUAAGGUUCGAAAAACUUAAUGCAGCUUCUGGGGAAUCACUAAUCUUCUUAACAGAUGAUAGACCCACAGCUAUUUUGGAUGCUUCAGCUACGCAACAGAGAACUGUAUACUUUGCUCAAAGAAGUCCUGUUAUGGAGUUAAAAUUGACGUUCUCUUGUCUAGUGAACAAUCAGAGAAAUCCACUCCAGAAAAUAUCACUUUGCUGCCGAAGUAGUAUGGAAGAUCCAAAACGUUCUUGUGUACCAUUAUCAAAAGUUGAAGGCACAUUUUCAUGCCUUAAUACAGAUUUCCAAUUCACUGUGGACGAGAGAAAAGGAGCGAAUUUUUCUACUAGUAUAUCUCGAGAAACUCAUAUGUCCAACCCAAUCAGCGGAUUUUUUUCUUGUGUCGUUGCUGCCGAUGAAUUCAAUAUUAUUGAGUCUAAUGAAAUAGAGAUACGUGACGCUGUUUUCUAUAUACGCCAGUUAAAGGACACAGCAUCUCGAAAAAUUGAUGUGGUUGCACCUAUACCGUUAUCAUCGUUUCCACAUGAAUUUAGGUGCUCAGAUGACACUAAUGUUGAAUUAAAGUGGCCAUACUGGAUGCACCAACUUGAUGGAAGAUACGGGCCAUACAGAUGGAAAUACUGCUCUGCAACAGGGAGCCCGAAUGCUGUCACGUGUGCUGAGAAAACUGCUGCAUUUCCUCCAGAUACUAUCGUCACAUACGUAAAUGGCAGUGUCUACCUUACGGACCCUAACUUUAUCGACAAAAAGUCUGUAGCAAUUGUAUGCACUCAUUUAUAUCAGGUAGGGCCUAUCAAAACGUUUGCUGGUAAAGUUGGUGGUUCUGAAUUCCCUGUGAUUACUGGUGGUCUUUCAAUAGAUAAAAACGUUAUGGAGCCCAGCGAUAGGGAACUGUAUCCUCUGACAGCAUUAUCAUCUGAGUAUGUUAUAUCCAAAGGCAGUAGACUGGAAGAAUUUGUGCUGAAAGCUUUAUAUCGUCAACCGCAAGGUGAUUAUGAGUUUCACUGGUUUAAAGAUGAACAGCUAUUACCUAAGAAAGCAGCCACGAAAUACAGUUAUCAGCUUCCAAAUGUUGUAGAUGAAUCAGUGUCUGGGAUGUAUUCGCUUGUUGUGAAAUCUAACACUGAUGUUUCUGAUAGAUUAGUUUUCACUUAUGAUGUUAAAGUGGUUUCGCCUCCUGUCUUCAAAGAUCCAAAAUGUUUGAAAGAGCUAUUUUAUGUAAUGGAAAACAAUAACUUUGGUACUGUUUGUGAGUUUGAUGACACGUUGGAUACAGCAGUAUACGUCGGUGUAGCUUCCUUAGAAUCGACUUCAUCACAUGAACUUCGUCGUUCGAUUGAGGAUAACUUCAAGUAUUCUAGACAACAACUUUCUCAGCUGGACAUAGAUUUCCAUUUGGAUGGAGAAAGCACAAAUAGAAGAAUUACUAUCAAUAUCACAAGCUUAAAACUGGGACAAGAUUGUGAACUAUCUGUUCGCUUAUCGUCUAAAUACGGACAUGCACGCAUUUCAACCUCAAUUAAAGUAGUUCCUAAACCUCAACUUACAAUAUCACCGUCUAACGAAAAUUGUAUAAAAGAAUGCGAUGAAAAGCCAUACAAUGUAUCAUGUGGUCUAAAUGAAAAUGUUGUACAAGAAUGGAAAUCAAGAUUUAAUAUAGAACCAUCUGUUGAUUGGAUUAUUCAAAAUCAAUGGACACUGACACAUUUAGAAACAAGUGGUCUGGGGCAAUUUAUUACUGUAAUUGAUGGACAUGAUUCAACACUAACAGUAUGGCCAGAGGGUAAACCAAAUUCUGUUCCUACUAUUGUUCAAAACAAAGACGUUCUCAAUGACGAACCUGUAGAAGUAAAAACAGGAGAACAAGAAGGAGAAGGAGAAGAACAGCAAGAAGAAGAAGACGAACAACAACAACAACAACAGCGACCACAACAACAUGAAGAACAAGAGCAGGAACAAAUGGUAAAACCUGAUACUCACCAGGAAUCAUCAGCUCCAAUCGUCACUAGAACAUCAACGAUGACAUUGAAACAAUUUCUUGCACAAAAAAUUGGUGGCACUGAUGCUCAACCUCCGAAAGAUUUAAUUUUAAGCUGUUGGAUACGUUUAUCAGUGAUAAAUGGUGAAGCUGAAUUUGAUACACCUAGUGGAUUAUUAUUACGUCAACCAUAUGCUCGUCAAGCGCCAAUGGCGGCGGCACAAUCAUCUCGUACAAAUCGAUUUAUCUAUGAUUCACGUUGGGAAACUGAUUCAAAUCUAGCCAAACAGUUAACUGCAACGCGUACUUUUACACCGGAUAUUGUGCCUACAACUGCAAGUCUUGCAUGGAUUGCUGCUGUUAUAUUGGGUGUAAUUAUCGUUAUAGUAGUCAUUGCAUUAAGUAUUUGGUUAUGUACACGAGAUCGUGGUGAAACUUACAUGGUUUAUGAUAAAGAACGUGCUCACGGGAAUGAUCCAAUACAAGAACUUAAAGAGAAAGAAACAUUUCAAACAUUCCAAAGACAAGAGGAACCACGGAUUGCUACAAGUCGUUAUUCUCUAAAUGAUGGUAGUGUACGCUUUGAAAGUGAAGACGACGGAGAAUUGGAUGAUUAUGCAGGUGGUCCUGUGAAACAUCCAUUACUUCCGACUGCUACUACUACUACUACCAGUGGUAUUCCUACUCUCAAUACCACCAUCACCACCACUACUACGACUACACAGUCAACUCAAAAGUUGUGAUUGUAUUAUUGUAUUGAUUAUCCAAGUUUCAUUUCAUUUUCAAGAUUGUUUUUUUGUUGUUGUGGUGGUUGUGUUUAUUUCUAUUCUGGUGGUUCUGUUCUCUGACCUUUGGUGUGGAUAUGUGGUUUAUGUGGUGUCGCUGUCACAUUGUAUCCCCUUUCAGACAACAUUUUUAGCGCCUUCAUUAAUGUAAAAUGAUUUUUUUUCUGGACUUCUCCAUGAAUUGAUAGGAAGUCAGUAGUAGUCAUUACUCAUACAACUUCAUCACUUGAGAGGAGGACCCAAGAAGACGAACCUUAGGAACCACAAGAAAGUUCAUUCUAUCUCAUAUUUUUAGAAACAUUUCUGAAAUACGUGCUUAGAUAAGAUCCUGAUGUAACAACAGAAGACAAGGACCAGGCAACAGAUUGUUUAUUAAGGAUUUUCAUGUACAUUAUGAUAGAUUAUUGUUAGCAGAC
This is a messenger RNA of Trichobilharzia szidati, 3312 nucleotides long. The record is from the annotation of a GenBank genome assembly. Lineage: Eukaryota; Metazoa; Platyhelminthes; Trematoda; Strigeidida; Schistosomatidae.